This is a messenger RNA of Musa acuminata subsp. malaccensis (wild Malaysian banana), 1037 nucleotides long. The record is from RefSeq and is a predicted model, not a curated record. Lineage: Eukaryota; Viridiplantae; Streptophyta; Magnoliopsida; Zingiberales; Musaceae.
UAAAUCCCAACGAAAACAUCCCCCUCUCCAACACUCCAAGCUAAGUAGCCUUCCUCCUCGUCUCAUACUCCAUCAUCAUUUCCUCUGCAACCUUAGCUAACUAGUAGUAUGGCAUCCACCGAUAACAUUCAGCAGCUGACGCUCGAGGAGGAGGAGGAGGCAGGCGCGCGCGCCUUGCAGUUGGUGAGCAGCUGCGUCCUUCCCUUCACCCUUAAAGCCGCGAUCGAGCUCCGGCUCCUCGACAUCAUCGUGGAGGCCGGCCCGGACGCCUCGUUGAGCCCGGUUGAGAUCGCCGCCCGGAUGCCGACCAAGAACCCGCAGGCGGCCACCACGGUAGACCGAAUACUCCGCUUGCUCGCGGCUAACAGAGUGGUCAGCUGCAGCACCGUCCACACAGGGACGGAUGGCCACCCUUUGAGGAGGUACGGCGCGGCUCCCAUCUGCAAGUACCUGACAAAGAACGAAGACGGUGUGUCACUGGCUGAUAUGGCAUUGGUGCAUCAGGAUAAGGUCUUCGUGGAUGCAUGGUACUAUCUAAAGGAUUCCGUGUUGGAGGGAGUCGUCCCUCUGAACUCCGCCUACGGGAUGCCGAUGUUCGAUUACAUAGGAACAGAUCCACGUUUGAACAAGGUGUUCAACGCUGGCAUGAGGGGCCACUCCAGCGUCAUCAUCAACAAUCUUCUCCGCGUCUACGGUGGUUUCGAUGAUGUGGAGAUGCUCGUAGAUGUCGGUGGCAACGACGGUGCCACCCUCCAGAUGAUUACCUCCAGGCACACACACAUCAAGGGCAUCAACUACGACCUGCCCCAUGUCAUCUCCGGUGCCAGGCCACUGACAGGUGUUAAACACGUCCACGGAAACAUGUUCGAAACUGUUCCGAGCGGAGACGCGGUGUUCUUGAAGGUCAGGACUUCUCAUCCUUUCUGGCUUAAUAUCCGAUAGGCUGACCUUGCUCUUUGUUUUCUUUUCUAUUUUUCUUAAUAUUUCGAGUAGCUACAUGCAUCGGUUAAGCUAAAAAAAGAAAAAACUCAACCACC